Lactuca saligna is the source of this 582-nucleotide messenger RNA. The record is from the annotation of a GenBank genome assembly. NCBI's taxonomy places the organism in Eukaryota, Viridiplantae, Streptophyta, Magnoliopsida, Asterales, Asteraceae.
AUGCAAGAACCUAUUGCUACUCUUUUCUCAUCUCAAUCAAUCGAACUUAAGAAGACAAUUCAUGAAGCUGAAGCUGGUGAUGAUGAUGUUAUGGUUUCGUUCACUAAUUUUCAGUUCACUCCUAAAGAAGAAGAUAUACCUAAUGAACUAAUCAUAAAUUUUGAUCAUGAAAUCUCUAAACUUCAUAAGGUGGCGAGAGAGCAUCAUGAACUCUUUGUGAAACAAGUGUCUGAAAUGAAAGUUGCACUUAAGCUCCAGGUUAAUGAGCUUCGAACCUUGAUGGCUAAAGAAGUUAAGAAGUUAGAUAAUAACUACAAUUUGAUGCAUAAAAAGGUGGAUCUCAUAACCAAUGCAACUACUCUCCUAAUAGAAUAUACUACUUCCUUCAACAAAGAAUAUUCGAAAGAUCACAAAGUCAAGACUGAAAAGGAGGACAAGUCAAGUAACAAGGAAGAUCUGGUCCAAAUCCUAAAUUUGGUACUUUGGCAACCAACAAAUUCUCCACAUUCUAUGAACUUCUUGCAAGGGGGAGAUAUUGUUGUUGGUGUUGGUUCGUCUAAGGGAUCUGGUGAAGAUACAUGA